Messenger RNA from [Candida] anglica, 1862 nucleotides. The record is from the annotation of a GenBank genome assembly. NCBI's taxonomy places the organism in Eukaryota, Fungi, Ascomycota, Pichiomycetes, Serinales, Debaryomycetaceae.
AAUUUAGGGUGCGAUUUCAGAAAAAUUUACUUUUUUGUAGGUGUUAAAAAGAAAAAUGUCUGAUCUUAUUAAGGACGAAAAAGUUGUAGAAGCUCCAGUUGAGGCUGUUGUUAGUGUUGAGGAGAACAAGACUUCCACCACAGAGCAAGAUGAUACUGUGGAUGAAAAGAGCUACAAGCGUGGCCAACAGAAUAAGUGGACUCGUGCUCGGACUGGCGACAACAGAGACGGUGACAACAAGAGACCCCGUAAGACGUGGGAGAGGGAACACAAGGUCCAAGAAUUCACUCCACGAGUAGAUGAAAAUGGGAACCCACUCCCAAGAUCGGAAAGACGUCCUAAGAAGAAGGUUGCAUGUAUGAUUGGAUACUGUGGAACUGGAUACAACGGUAUGCAAAUCCAAAAUAACCCAGACGUGCACACCAUUGAAGGAGAUCUUUUCAAGGCCUUUGCUAAGGCUGGUGCCAUUUCUCCAGAAAAUGCUGAUGAUUUGAAGAAGAGUGGAUUCAUGCGUGCUGCUAGAACUGAUAAGGGUGUCCAUGCCGCCGGUAAUGUCAUUUCCUGCAAGCUUAUCAUUGAAGACGAAGAUAUUUUAGAAAAAAUCAAUGCUGAAUUGCCAGAUCAAAUCAAAGUUUGGGGUAUUGAAAGAACCAAUAAGUCAUUUGAUUGUCGUAAGAUGUGCUCCCUGCGUAUCUACGAAUACUUGUUGCCAACAUACACUCUUCUCCCACCUAAGCCAAAGACUAUUUUAGCUGAAAUGGUCAACAAGGCUAGUGUUGAACAUCCAGAUGUUAUCAGAGAUGACAAAGAAGGUGCUCAAUGGUGGGAAGAAACCCGUCAAGCUCUUCUUGACAGUGGGAUCUCUGAAGAAGAUCUCUUGAAGGCUCAAGCUGUAUUGGAAUCCCAAAACCCAAACAACAACUUGGAUGCUGAUGGGAAGGUCAUUGAAAGACCAGAACUUGAAGGUGUUGAAUCCGUUAAAACUUAUGAUUCUGACGGUAACAUCACUGAAAUCGGCAAGUUGAUUAAGUCCAUUAAACUGGUUGAAAACAAGAGAAGAAGAGCAUACCACACUUCCACCGAAAGAUUGAACUUGUUCCGUGAAGCCAUGAAACAAUACGAAGGUUCUCAUAACUUCCAUAACUUCACUUUGGGUAAAACUUUUAAGGAUCCAUCUGCUAGAAGAUACAUGAAGUUGACCACCGUUUCAGACCCAUUUGUCAUUGAAGGAACCGAAUGGGUUUCCAUCAAGAUCCAUGGACAAUCUUUCAUGUUGCAUCAAAUCCGUAAGAUGAUUGCCAUGGCUGUUCUUGUCGUUCGUACCGGUUGUCCAUUGACAAGAAUCUCCGACGCCUUUGGUCCAACCAAGAUUAAUAUUCCAAAGGCUCCAGCUUUGGGAUUGUUGCUUGAAGCUCCAGUCUACGAGGGUUAUAACGGUCAAUUAGAAAAGUUUGGUUACAGUCCAAUUGACUUCUCCAAAUACCAAAAGGAAAUGGAUGCCUUCAAGAUGAAGUACAUUUACGACAAGAUUUACGGUGAAGAAGUAAAGGAGAACGUUUUCUACGGAUUCUUUGCCUUUAUUGAUACUUUUAAGGGUAACGGUGACACCAAGGAAGGUAGACACAUCUUUGACUUUUUAGGUGCCGUUUUCGAAUCAGCUAGUAAGAAGGAUCCUGCUGAAAUUGCUGCUUCAAAGGAAGAUCCAGUAGUUGCCAAGCCUCAAGAUAACGUUGAUUAAAUAAUUAGAAACACUUUUUUACAUACACAUUUCAAAAAAAUGCUUAACGCUUACUAUUAUUAAUAUAUUUUUUUUAUGUAAAUUAUUUAUAGGUUUAGAGUAAAUGACUGAUUCCUACCAUCCU